AUGUCCUUGCCCCUUACAGAGGAGCAGAGGAAAAAGAUUGAAGAGAAUCGACAAAAGGCUCUGGCUCGUAGAGCUGAGAAAUUAGCAGAACAGCAUCAGAGCACAGACAACUCUGCCCAAUCCAAGCAGGGCCCGUCCCAAAACCUGCCAAGGGGCUCUGCUAAGCCAGUUACCCGGGAUGACAUUUUCAGGCAAAAGAAUCCCACUCAUUCAUUGAAUAGUGACGAGAGACUUCACAAUUCCUGCGAAUGUUAUCCAAACACACCAAAGCCAGCAAAAGGGAUAUGGAAGAGUCCAGAAAAGCCCACAGCCUGCCCAAGCUACAGGCCACCCAGUCACUUGACUCUCACUGGGGGUACCCUUCCCCAGGCACAAAAUCCUCCAGAGGUCCCCAGCCAACAUCACUUGGAUUCUGGGUUAGGUGAAAGUUCUGCUCAGGCUUCCCAGGAGACCAAAUCAACACCCUCUGCUAAUACAACUCAGGAACUUUCGGCUAACCCAGUGAGUUCCCAGCAGACCCCAGCUUCUUCCCUUGGACAGCCCCCUAGGGAUCCUAAAUUACUGGCUGAGAGAGUGAGACCCUUCACCUCAGGGCAGACCAUUUCUGAUGCCUUUUAUGGCUCAGGGACUGUGACCUCCAGGACAGAAAGCAGACUCCAGCAGAAUCUGGGUUCCUCACUCCAGAAAGAAGGAAGCUCCCAGCAGGGCACAUGUGUGCAGAAAGGAGACCGUUUCCAGGUGAAGAUCGGGUACAAUGCAAAGCUGCUGGCUGUGUUUAAGAGUCUGCCUAGCAGAAAUUAUGAUCCUGCCACUAAGACGUGGGACUUCAGCAUGACUGACUACCAUGCCCUGAUGAAAGCAGUCGAGCUCCUCCCCAAGGUCACCCUGCAGCCCUUGGAAGAGGCCAGCAGCAGUAGGGACUUGGCCUCCACCAGCAGUAGGGGACAUGCCAGCCUCCCUCUCGCCCCAUCCCUUGCCUUUGUCACAGGACGAUGCAUGCUCCUCAGCCGGGCCCGCUUUGAGGCUGACAUCGGUUAUUCUGAAGAACUGAUUGCACUGUUUCAACAGAUGGAUUCCAAGAAUUAUGAUGUCAAGACCAGGAAGUGGAACUUUCUCUUGGAAGAGCACAACAAACUAAUUGAGAAGGCGCGCCUCCUCCCGCAAGUUCGGCUGGAUCCUCUGCCCAAGACAAUCAUCCAGGCUUUUGCCUCUCAACUAGAGAAGACGUCUCGAAACCUCACAGCAGAUGCCCCCGAGGCAGACCUUUCUGGAGUGGACUCCAAGCUUGUGUCCAGCCUGAUGCCCUUUCAGAAAGCUGGUGUCAACUUUGCCAUAGCCAGAAGAGGCCGCCUGCUGCUUGCUGAUGACAUGGGACUGGGGAAGACCAUCCAAGCCAUCUGCAUCGCCGCCUUCUACCGAAAGGAGUGGCCACUCCUGGUGGUGGUGCCUUCGUCUGUGCGCUUCACCUGGGAGCAGGCCUUCCUCCGGUGGCUGCCAUCCCUGAGCCCUGACCGCAUCAAUGUCGUGGUGACCGGGAAAGACUGCUUGACAGCUGGCUUGGUCAACAUUGUCAGUUUUGACCUUCUUAGCAAGUUGGAAAAACAGAUAAAAACUCCUUUUAAAGUUGUCAUUAUUGAUGAAUCACAUUUCCUCAAAAACAUUAAGACUGCCCGCUGUCGCGCAGCUAUGCCCAUCCUAAAGGUUGCCAAGAGGGCCAUCCUGCUGUCUGGCACACCGGCCAUGUCCCGGCCCGCAGAGCUCUACACUCAGAUCAUCGGGGUCAAGCCGACUUUCUUCCCUCAGUUCCAUGCCUUCGGACUUCGCUACUGUGAUGCCAAACGGCUGCCCUGGGGAUGGGACUAUUCAGGCUCCUCCAACCUCAGCGAGCUGAAGCUCCUGCUGGAAGAAGCAGUCAUGCUGCGGCGCCUCAAAUCGGACGUCCUUUCCCAGCUCCCCGCCAAACAGCGCAAGAUGGUGGUGGUUGUCCCAGGACGCAUCAGUGCCAGGGCCAGAGCCGCCCUGGAUGCCGCCGCCAAGGAGAUGACCACUAAAGAUGAAACCAAGCAGCAGCAGAAAGAAGCCCUCCUUCUCUUCUUCAACAGAACAGCUGAGGCCAAAAUCCCAUCUGUCAUUGAAUAUAUCCUGGACUUACUGGAAAGUGGAAAAGAGAAGUUUCUAGUGUUUGCGCACCAUAAAGUGGUUUUGGAUGCAAUUACUAACGAGCUGGAGAAAAAGCACGUGCAGCACAUCCGCAUCGACGGCUCCACCUCCUCUGCAGACCGAGAGGACCUGUGCCGCCAGUUCCAGCUGUCUGAGAGGCCCGCCGUGGCGGUGCUGUCCAUCACUGCCGCCAACAUGGGCCUCACCUUCUCCACCGCAGACUUGGUGGUUUUUGCCGAGCUCUUCUGGAACCCAGGGGUGCUGAUGCAGGCUGAGGACCGGGUGCACCGCAUUGGACAGACCAAUUCCGUGGGCAUUCACUACCUCGUGGCAAGAGGCACAGCGGAUGACUACCUCUGGCCCCUGAUUCAAGAGAAGAUUCAAGUUCUGAGUGAAGCCGGGCUUUCUGAGACCCAUUUUUCAGAAAUGACAGAAGCCACUGAUUACUUCGACAAGGACCCAAAGCAGCAGAAGAUCUAUGAAUUCUUCCAGAAGUCCUUUGAGGAAGAUGUAAGUGAUAUGGAGCUCCUAGAGGCACUGGAGUCCUUUGACCCAGGAAGUGCUUCAGGGACAUCUGGAAGUAGUUCCCAGGACCUAGGAGACUCCCUGGAUGAGAGCGAGAGUAUUUUCACAACUAAGAAAAGGAGAUUUGAAUUUUUUGAUAACUGGGACAGCUUUACUUCUCCCCUGUAAGAGG
Molecule: messenger RNA, 2857 nt
Organism: Chrysochloris asiatica (Cape golden mole)
Lineage: Eukaryota; Metazoa; Chordata; Mammalia; Afrosoricida; Chrysochloridae
Gene: SMARCAL1
Product: SWI/SNF related, matrix associated, actin dependent regulator of chromatin, subfamily a-like 1
Exons: 16
Coding region: 1-2853 (950 amino acids)
Biological process (GO): DNA repair; replication fork processing
Cellular component (GO): nuclear replication fork
Molecular function (GO): ATP binding; ATP-dependent chromatin remodeler activity
Source: RefSeq, a predicted model, not a curated record